Messenger RNA from Anoplophora glabripennis (Asian longhorned beetle), 1053 nucleotides. RefSeq lists its product as uncharacterized. Gene Ontology annotation, biological process: positive regulation of synaptic transmission, glutamatergic; neurotransmitter receptor transport, postsynaptic endosome to lysosome; postsynaptic neurotransmitter receptor diffusion trapping. The transcript is spliced from 4 exons. Gene Ontology annotation, molecular function: voltage-gated calcium channel activity; channel regulator activity. Gene Ontology annotation, cellular component: postsynaptic density membrane; AMPA glutamate receptor complex. The record is from RefSeq and is a predicted model, not a curated record. NCBI's taxonomy places the organism in Eukaryota, Metazoa, Arthropoda, Insecta, Coleoptera, Cerambycidae. The coding region runs from base 1 to 1053 and encodes 350 amino acids.
AUGGAUAAAAUAAGACACCUCAUCGGUGCCGGAGAGACGAUGUACCAGUGCAGCAAUAUAGACUAUUUUUCCAGAGAAGUGUACAGUCCAGAUCCUACGGAUUCCACUUUAGCCAUCCCUUAUACAGUUAAAAAGACCGUACUCUUUUUUCUGAUGAGCAGCCUUCUCCUCUCGAUAGCGUAUAUAUUUUGUAUAUUAGGCCAAUGCCUCCGACACAGGACGUUGUAUACUUUUGUAUCAGGGGUCAUGUUCAUAGUAACAGGUUUGGUGAUGCUGUUCGGUCUCAUCAUGUACAUCUCUAUCUUCAAGUCGGAAAUCGGCAGCAAGCUGCGCCCCAGGUCCCACCUGCACCCUCCAACCUUCGACUACGCCUACGGCUACUCGUUCCUCCUCUACGUCACCGGCGUCAUCAGCGCCAAGCUAACGGGCGUCUCCAGCGUCUUUCUCUUCAUCUACCGCGUCCAGUAUGAGUGGAGGCGGAAACAACUGGAGGAGUUCAAGAGAGGAGAGAGACAGCAACAGCCGAUGAACAACUACAACCACCAGGUGGACCCCACUAUGUUUUACCCUUGUAGACGCCAUCCCCAGGCGUACGUCAACUCGAACAGUGCCGUGCAUUUUCCUCCGAGUCCGGCAGGGCCAAAGCGGUUCUACUUCAGGAAGGAACCCUUCCAAGAGUCCCCUUGUAGUGUUCACAGGAACCGGUCUCAGUCGAACUCUUUGAAAGACGUGUCCAAUUUCUACGAUUUCCCUCCACCCCCCACCAUAUCCUAUCAGUUUACCGAACAUUUUAGUAAGAACGAGUUGAGGAACUUUCCCAUACCCCGGGACGUGACUACCAAUACCGUCAGCACGACUGCUGACUUGGUGUGUGAGGAGUUUUUGAAUGAACCUUUUGACGAAUAUUCGCCGAACAUCCAGCACGAACACGAGUUUGUGACCUUCAAUCUAGACCAGCCCCUCCCUUUGAGGGCUCCCAGUAUGGUCAGCAUAGCCUCUAGGAACGGUGCGGGGCAAAGUUAUGGCACCUUGAGGAGGACUACCCCGGUGUGA